Messenger RNA from Alternaria atra, 930 nucleotides. RefSeq lists its product as uncharacterized. NCBI's taxonomy places the organism in Eukaryota, Fungi, Ascomycota, Dothideomycetes, Pleosporales, Pleosporaceae. The record is from RefSeq and is a predicted model, not a curated record. Bases 1 to 930 code for a protein of 309 amino acids. The transcript has a single exon.
AUGCCGCCAAGGAUACCUGUCCGCUUCCCGUGGGCGUCACCUUCACCCUCUACAACCGCCAAUGGCUGGAAUAGCAGCCUUUGUGUGCGGGCCUUCUCCUCCACACCCACAUCUCUCGCCCUCGGUCCGCAAUCACCAAACUACAUCGAGGUCCCGAAGCCGCUGCAGCCCACCUACCCGGCCAAGCCAGCAGUAAAGGGUCAUCUGCCUAUCCCAAGAGAUGUCUUCAAGACGAGGAACAAGCAUCCUAAGGAGUCAGACAUCUUCAUCAGCAGGAGCACCCGGGAACCUAAAGAAGUCAAGGUCCCAGGACCAUACAGCCGGGAUGCCGACUACCGGUUAUACAAGCAAAGAUUGGCAGAGAAGAGGAGGGAGAACUUGAAGGAGGGUGUCAAGGAGCUGCACGAGCGGAAGGUCACAUCAGAAGCACAAUACCUGGCCAAAAUCCAGGCUAUUGGUGCCGAGAGGCGGAAAUUGGCUACGGCUCCACGUCGUGAAGUCGACAUCUUGACGGAGACAUCCGUCGCCAAAGGCAUCCGCGACUUCCUCACCGACAGCCUUGCUCCUCGGCCGGAUAUUACAAAAGCCCGCCGCCGAGCAUACCAGCGCCGAGUGGCUAAAAUACAAGAAGUCCGCGCAUCUCGCCUACACGAUCUAUACACCAACGCGCGCGAGUUCAUCGUGGACGAGCAACAACUGGAUGAGGCGAUAGAGACUGCCUUUGGUACGGAAGAGUCGCCAGUAGGCUGGGACCACAGGGGCACCAUGGGCCCACGAGCGGAGGGCAAGGAGGGCCUCAGCCCUUGGCAUGGCCCCCUGCCCGAGGGCGUGGGCGACAUGCUCAACAAGCUCAGGGGCGGCGAGGGUGUUGGUCUUGCCAAGGAGCGGGUCAAGAAGCUGGCCGAAGAGCUCACUGGCGGCAAGAUGUAG